AGAUAAACGAUCUGAAAUCAUCCUGGAUUUUCUCGUGAGCACUCUGCCACUAGUCCUAGUUACGCGUGCCCUGUAGCUUUUGGCCUCUAUGCAGCUGUUUACACGAUAAAAAUGGCGUUGUACAACAGUAGAAAGCCCCACUUUCUUUGAUUUCAGACCACAUCGACCCACAUUCAACUACCCUUCUUCUUUCCCUUCCCCAUUCGCCAUUUCCCACUUCCAUUCGCCAUUUCCCACUUCCAUUCUUCAUGUUGCUUCCAAACUUGAAGACCCAUCUCCGUGAAAAUGGAUUUCUUCUUGCUCUGCUUCUUCUUCCUCUCUGUUUCCCUUUUUCCAUGGCGGAGAAGGACAUUUGGAGGCCGAGUUUAGUGGGAAUGGCGGAGUCCUCCGACCCUUUGAAGCUCACGUUUAAUGGCCCUGCCAAGCACUGGACUGAUGCGAUUCCUAUUGGGAAUGGGCGGCUUGGAGCCAUGGUUUGGGGUGGUGUCGACACUGAGAUUCUUCAGCUCAAUGAGGACACACUUUGGACUGGAACUCCUGCGGACUAUACAAAUCCAGAUGCUCCUGAGGCUCUAAGGGAGGUUAGAAAGCUUGUUGAUGAUGGAAAAUAUGCUGAAGCUACUGAAGCCGCAGUUAAGCUGUCAGGAAAGCCGUCUGAUGUUUAUCAACUUCUGGGUGACAUUAAGCUAGAGUUUGAUGUUUCCCAUCAGUCAUAUACUCCACAGACUUAUCAUCGGGAAUUAGACUUAAAUACAGCCACAGCAAGGGUGAAGUACUCUGUCGGUGAUGUAGAAUUUACAAGGGAACAUUUUGCGUCUAACCCGGAUCAAGUAAUUGUAACCAAGAUCGCUGCAAGCAAACCAGGAUCUUUGUCAUUCAUUGUGUCCAUUGAUAGCAAGUUACAUCACAGCUCACAUGUAGUAGAUGGUCAAAGUCUAAUCGUACUACAUGGAAGCUGUCGUGGUGUGAGGAUUCCUCCAAAAAUGGAUUUAGAUGACAAUCCCAAAGGCAUUCAAUAUUAUGCUGUUCUUAGUUUACAGGUUAGUGAUGGCAGUGGAGUAGUACACGAUUUAGAUGAAAAGAAGUUGAAGGUUAAUGGCUCAGAUUGGGCUGUCUUGCGUCUGGUGGCUUCGUCAUCUUUUGAAGGGCCAUUUACAGAGCCUUCAUUGUCUAGGAAGGAUCCUUCUUCUGAGUCACUUGCUACAAUGAAAAAGAUAAAAAAUUUGUCUUAUUCCGAUCUUUAUGCACGACAUUUGAAUGAUUAUCAGAGUCUUUUUAACCGCGUUUCAUUGCAUCUUUCAAAGAGCUCUAAGAACGGAUCUUCUUCAACUAAUUCUGGAGGAAAGGAAGUUAGAGUAGCUUCUACUGCAGAGAGGGUAAAAUCUUUUCGGACUGAUGAAGACCCAUCUUUGGUAGAGCUGCUAUUUCAAUAUAGUCGGUAUCUACUUAUCGCUUGUUCACGGCCUGGAACUCAGGUGGCAAACCUUCAGGGUAUAUGGAACAAGAACGUCGAACCAGCAUGGGAUGGUGCUCCGCACUUGAACAUUAAUCUUCAAAUGAACUAUUGGCCAUCCCUUCCGUGCAACCUUAAAGAGUGCCAGGAACCAUUGUUUGAUUUCACAUCCUUCUUGUCUAUCAAUGGGCGUAAAACUGCAAAAGUGAACUAUGAAGCAAACGGUUGGGUGGCUCAUCAAGUAUCGGACAUCUGGGCGAAAAGUUCUCCGGAUCGAGGACAGGCUGUUUGGGCUUUAUGGCCAAUGGGUGGAGCAUGGCUUUGUACCCACCUGUGGGAGCAUUACACUUACACAAUGGACAAAAAUUUUUUAAAAAACAAGGCAUAUCCUCUGAUGGAAGGAUGCGCAUCAUUUCUGUUGGAUUGGUUAAUUAAUGGCAAGGACGGAUAUUUGGAAACAAACCCAUCAACAUCCCCAGAGCACAUGUUCAUAGCUCCUGAUGGUAAACCUGCUAGUGUGAGUUAUUCAACAACAAUGGAUAUUGCUAUCAUAAAGGAGGUUUUCUCAUCCAUCAUAUCUGCUGCAGAGAUUCUGGGAAAAAGCAAGGAUACUUUUAUCGACAAGGUCCGAAGGGCUCAAGCUAGGCUAUUACCUUAUAAGAUAGCUAACGAUGGUUCUCUUAUGGAAUGGGCUCUUGACUUCGAGGACCGAGAAGUGCAUCAUCGACAUGUAUCGCACCUGUUUGGGCUGUAUCCAGGGCACACCAUAACUGUUGAGAAAACUCCCAACAUUUCGGAAGCUGCAAACAAUACUCUUCAUAAAAGAGGAGAGGAAGGUCCAGGAUGGUCGACGGCAUGGAAAAUCGCUCUAUGGGCUCGUCUUCAGAACAGCGAGCACGCAUACCGGAUGGUCAAUCAUUUGUUCGAUCUCGUGGAUCCAGAUCAUGAAAGUGAUUAUGAAGGGGGCCUAUACAGCAAUUUGUUCACUGCCCACCCCCCUUUCCAAAUAGAUGCCAACUUUGGAUUCUCAGCUGCAAUUGCUGAAAUGCUCGUCCAGAGCACCGUUAAGGAUCUGUACUUGCUUCCUGCUCUUCCCCGCGAUGUCUGGCCGUACGGUUGCGUUAAAGGAUUGAAGGCGCGGGGUGGCUUGACAGUAAACAUGUGCUGGACAGGAGGGGAUCUUGAUGAGGUCGGUCUUUGGUCGUCAGAACAAAUUUCCCUUACAACAUUACACUACAGAGGGACUACAGUAGCAGCAAAUUUAUCAUCUGGCAAAGUCUAUACUUUCAAUAGGCUGUUGAAAUGUGUUAGAACAUACUCUCAACCAAAAUGAUCUUCUACCUCACAACAACAGCAAUUGAUUUUAAAAUCUGUGAAGAUGUUCUUUGAUUCUUUCAGAAUAUGAAAGAUUUCAGAAUCUGAACAAGAAACUUCUUCCCACCAUCUGAAAGUCCACAAUUUCGUUUUGUUA
Messenger RNA from Benincasa hispida (wax gourd), 2924 nucleotides. It is a transcript of the gene FUC95A, whose product is annotated as 1,2-alpha-L-fucosidase. Gene Ontology annotation, biological process: carbohydrate metabolic process. Gene Ontology annotation, molecular function: alpha-L-fucosidase activity. The record is from RefSeq and is a predicted model, not a curated record. Lineage: Eukaryota; Viridiplantae; Streptophyta; Magnoliopsida; Cucurbitales; Cucurbitaceae.